AUGCCCGAGCCCACCGCCGCUGCCGCUCUGUCGGCGCUCGACGGCCACAGCGACAGCGACAGCGACAGCGACAGCGACGCGUACGACGCGUACGCGCUCCACAACGCCGCCGAACACGGGCACAUCGACUGUCUCCGUCGGCUGCUGCCGCUCGCGCCCGCGUCGCGCGUCGACGUCGCCGCCAGCGAAGCGCGUGUGCUCGAACGAGACGACAUGGGUUUUUUACCGCUCCACGUGGCCAUUGUCCACCAGCAGUUGGACUGCGCGCUGCAUCUGCUGCGCUACUCGAGCGCACUCACGGGCGCAAUGCUCUGUCUCACCAGCGGCGACCUGCGCACGCCGUUUCUGCAUCUCGUGCUGCGCGUGGGGGCACUCAACGCGCCGUUUAGCUGCGCCAUUGUGGCGGAACUCUGUGGCGCGAAUACGGUACAAAAUACAGACGCAAUGGACGUGUGGAGUGGCUACAGCGACGACGUGCAGGCGGUGCUGGCGGCCAAGCUGACGGCCCGCGACGACGAGGGCUGUUCCGUCUUCCAUCUCUGUGCCCGCUACGACCUCGCGGCGUGUCUCGACGUGCUGGUUGCGUUCUAUCGACGGCACGUUGUUGCUGCUACUGCUGGUGUUGCUGGUGUUGCUGGUGUUGUUGCUGGUGUUGUUGCUGAGAAGAGCGAGCUGGGGGAAGCAUUGCGAGCUGGAGAAGGCGGGACGAGGAGCAGAUACGAGAAGGGGGUGGCCGACACGCCGCUCGCGGUCGAGACGUGGCUGGAAAAAGGCAACAAAUUGGGCUUCCGCCCGCUACACGAAGCAAUGAAGUUUGGCGCAGCAGCUACUGCAAAGAAGCUGGUCGAGGACUACAACGUGGACGUGAACGCAGUCACGUUGCGGCACGAGACGCCGGCGCAUGUUGCCGCGCGCGCUAACUUUGUCGAUGGUGUCGAGAUUCUGCGCACUGCUUGUCGCAAAAAGGCAGUGGAUUUCACGCGCAAGGACAUGCAUGGCUGCACGGCAGCGCAGGUGGCGCGCAGGUGUGCGUUUGGUGCACUGGAGGUGCACCUGCUGGCGGCUGAAGCAGGAACGCUGGGCGCUGAAACGUCAGCACGUGACGAAGGAGACGAUGUGGAGGGAGCUGGGACGCGAUUUUAUUUUCACCCCGAGGUCUGGCGGCAUUUGCCCAUGGCAUACCAUCGUCGCGGAGAACCCGACCUUCCACCCGAAAACCCCGAGCGGAUCGAUACGCUGGUCGACCCAGUGUUUGGCAUCCUGCGGUCGCGUGAAUUUCAACGCUCGAAUGUCAAGUGGAACCACGAGAUUGAACGCGCUGAUAUUGCUGACAUUUUGCGGGUGCAUGAAUACCACUACGUCGACCGCCUGCGCCAGAAAUGUGCUUCCCUCGCUGCGCCAGUUGGUAGCAAAGCCCGUGUUGUCACAAGCAACGACGACAACGCAAGUUGCAAUGAGUUUCUGGACCAGUCUGAUCCAGUAUCGUCUGGCAAACGUGCCGACGAUACGGAGGAGAGUUCUGCGACGUGUGCCUUGGAUAUGGAUACAGCUUUGACGGCUCGUUCCUUUGACGCAGCCGCCCGUGCUGCUGGCGCAGUGUGCAAGGCAGUGGACGAGGUGGUAGCAGGCAAAUGUAGGAAUGCGUUCUGCAUUGUACGGCCUCCUGGACAUCAUGCUGGACCGGUGGGUAAGGUUGUGUGCGAGAACGAUCCGGAAGGAAGUCUCGGGUUUUGUCUUUUCAACAACGUGGCUGUCGGCGCUGCGUAUGCGCGUGCACAUCUGAAACACCGCGGAAUCAACAAAGUAGCUAUUCUGGACUUUGACGUGCACCACGGUAAUGGUACGGAAGAGAUCGUGCGGCAGCUCGUGCCGUCUACUCAAGAGCUGACGUUCGAGACGCCAUACGGCGUUGGCAAGCAGGUUGUGCACCAGUACAAGCCGUGGCGCAGUGAGGAUGACGCGGAGAAUGUAUUCUUUUGUUCGGUGCACGGAUACGGACGCAAGGACCCUGAGAACAAGGAAGAGUUGGCAAAAGGGGAGACGCAGGGCUGGUUUUACCCUGGAUCGGGCGUUUCGGACGUGAAAGAGAGUCCUGUCAUCUGGGACGAAGGUAUGCCGUUUUGCCAGGAAGGUGUAUCAGCUUCUCGUCUUCUGUGGCGGAGCGCAUUCCGCGACCGCAUUUUGCCCAAGUUGCUGGAGUUUAGUCCGGACCUUAUUUUCCUAUCGGCAGGUUUUGAUGCGCACAGGAAGGAGCUUGUGAACUGGGGAUACGUCUCGCUGCUGGAGCAAGACUACGAGUGGCUCGUGGGUCACGUCAAGCAGGUGGCCAACACGUGCUGCGAGGGCAGACUGAUCUCGGUUCUGGAGGGAGGCUACAACUUUCACGGUCGCAUGGUCUCGCCUUUUGCACGCAGUGUUGCGGCCCACGCCCGGGCGCUCAUCAAUCCUGCGCAGGAGCGGUGGGACGAGGACGAGAUUGCGAAAGAGGCUGCCCACGAGCAGGCGUUGCUGGCCAAUUACUUGACUCCAGCAGGUUCAGGCUCGACUGUGAUGGUGCCGCGCACGAAGAAGCGCAGCAAAGACGCGGCUGCGGUGCCUCUGUCAUGCUCGAGGAGUAAGCGCGUGAGAAAAGAGGUGGACUACGUGGCGCUGGCAAAGAAGUUGUCCGAGCAGGACCAGCAUCCUUGA
This is a messenger RNA of Hyaloperonospora brassicae, 2688 nucleotides long. The record is from the annotation of a GenBank genome assembly. Lineage: Eukaryota; Oomycota; Peronosporomycetes; Peronosporales; Peronosporaceae.